UAGAGACCGAGUGACCGGGAGAGGCGCGCCGCGUGCACUAACCGGACCACUGAAUCUGAGAGGCCAUUUUCGCCCCGACCGAGCCGCGUGAGCAUUUGAAAUUUGUUUUGCGAUUAUUGUACAGCCUCCAUUUCGACGCGCAAGCUGUCAAGCGCAGAUCAUGUGAUUGCGAGGAUGUGGGCUUGUCUUGUCGUCCGGAUCUGUCCGUAACCUACAGACGGUACCAAAGCCAGAACGCGAGGUUGUGGGAUUGAUGCAGCAGUGUUUGGACGGCUAGUCACGAAUGUAGGGCUACACAUCUCUUUGAAAUUAAUUGCUUGGAUAGAAUGUAACAGGCUAUAUUUAAACACCUCAUGGGGCAGACAGAUGCAAUGUUGUUAUAGGUUGAGAGAACUGAACAUCGUCAGCGUUGACAAGCACACUGUCCGCUUCAUCUGGUGCGGUUAUUGAAUCGUGUCUCUCCUCUUUUCACUCCUCCUCUCUUCCUCUUCUCCUCUCCUUUCUUUCAGCAUCACUGACAGAGGCUGCUGAUGCUGCCGUAGCUCGUGAAAAUAUUAUCCUUAGCAAAAUACCGGGACAGGGCUGUGUGUAAUUUAUCCCGGGCUAGAUGCUGUGAAUUAUCUCGCAGGAUUGUGAUUUGGGUUUACGGGAGGGAAUGCAUCAUAGACAUUGUGUUUCGUUUGCUCCGGUUUGAUUCUGUCGCUGUCGUCUACGUUGUUUAGGAAAUUGGAGGCAUAGCCUAUUGCAGUCACUGCUGUUCUGUAAGCUAUUGGUAGGCCAAAAAAAUGUAUAUCGAUUUAAAUUUGAUAAUUUGUGAAAUGUCAUGUGUAAUAUCCGAAUGACAAUCUGAUAUUUGCUGUGUUUUUCAAGGAGGUAUUCCGGGGACAUACGCAAGUGACACGUGCCCAGAGAGCGAUGUGUCUGACAGACCGGCAUUCGUAGCCUACGAGAGAGGUGGGAGGGAAUUAUUUCUCACAGACACUAGUUCAGGAGUCGCCAAGUUCUCAGAGUUAUCAGUUAGGCUAAAUAUAGGAGCGAGCUUGCAGAUAAACGUUUUGACUAUCCAGUGUAUGCACCAGCAUCGGGAUGCGACGUCAUGAGUUGAAUAUGCUGGCCAGAUGUUGCCUUUGAUGUGAUUCAUUCAAUCUAGGCUAGGCCUACUGUUGGGUGCUUUUAACAGCAGAAAUAACUACGGACUCCUGCAUUUCUCAACUAAUUAAUUAGUCAGUUAAUUAUCCCUCCCGUUGCUUGUCUACCUAAUUUAAAUAAGCAUAUCUAGGCUACUUCAUAAUACCCGGACUGGGAUACAACACAAACUGUGCUACAAUGAUUCCCGGAUCGGCCGCGUCGAUGCUCCCAUCCAUGUCGACGGAUGACAUUAAACUAUACCAGCAUAACUACGUCCGCAACUCCCGUGCCAUCGGACUCCUGUGGGCCAUUUUCACCAUCCUGUUCGCCAUCUUGAACGUGGUGAUCUUCAGCCAGCCCUAUUGGAUCGGAGACGGCGUGGACACCCCUCAGGCCGGCUACUUCGGCCUCUUCCACUUCUGCACCGGGGACGGAAUCCAGAGAGAGCUCGACUGCACAGGGACCUUCACAGAGUUCGCUCAGAUCCCUUCCACCGCGUUCAAGGCCGCGUCGUUCUUCGUAGGAAUGUCGAUGAUGUUGGUGAUGGCUUGCAUCGCUUCCUUCACUCUCUUCUUCCUGUUCUCCACCACCACCGUCUAUAAGAUCUGCGGCUGGAUGCAGGGGGCCUCGGGUGUAUGUCUGGUGAUGGGCUGUAUAAUCUACCCUGACGGCUGGGACAGUGACGAGGUGCGGAGGAUGUGUGGGGAGCAGACGGACAAGUACAGCCUGGGAGCGUGCUCCAUGCGCUGGGCUUACAUCCUGGCUAUCAUGGGGGUUCUGAAUGCCCUCAUGCUCUCCUUCCUGGCUUUUGUACUGGGCAACAGACAGGACGGACUCAUGACCGAGGAACUACUGGCUGAGAGCAAGGAAGCUGGGAAUGCCUAAAACAACCCAUAGGUGUCUGCGUUUCCUAGUGUGUAUGUGUAACUUUCAUCAUCACGCUCCAGAGUUUUACCCAUCAUCCCCCAGAAGAGGACGACACUGGCACACCAUGGCUGUGUGAGAGAGAGAAGAGAGAGAUCGAGAGGAGAAGAGAGUAAAAGAGAAAGAGAGGUGGACAAUGAGUGAGCGAAACAGACAGGAGAGAGGGAGAGAAAUGCUAUGUAGCCAGAUGCCUCCCAUUCAUUCACACAUGUACUGUAUUCUAGUUCUCACCUUCUAGUCUAUGCUGGAUCUGCCAAUGAUAUGUACAUCUCUAUUAUAUUGGCCCUGCUCACAGUCCUACAGUCUCUCUACCUCCACACUAUUCCACUAUCACUGAACCCCUAGGAACCCCAGCAGAGACAAGACAAUCUUCACACAGCCGAUCAUCGACCAAGACGGGGACAGAGACUGACCAACAGAAAACGUAUGGAUUAUCUGCAAGAAUAUGGAUGAAGAAGACUGGGUUGAAUUAUUGUUCUUGAAAUCACGUAUUGUAGUGAGAGAAAACACACACACACACACACACUCAGACACACACUCAGACACACACACACACACACACACACACUCAGACACACACUCAGACA
Oncorhynchus mykiss (rainbow trout) is the source of this 2639-nucleotide messenger RNA. Its product is annotated as LHFPL tetraspan subfamily member 3 protein. The record is from RefSeq and is a predicted model, not a curated record. Lineage: Eukaryota; Metazoa; Chordata; Actinopteri; Salmoniformes; Salmonidae. Gene Ontology annotation, biological process: sensory perception of sound. Gene Ontology annotation, cellular component: plasma membrane.